GAUAUCGCGCGCUUCGAUAGUACCCGGAGUAUCGGAGUAUGGCCGAAGGCGGACUCUCAUGUCCGCUAAAGACAAAAUAGCGAGCGAUCGGAGCAGCAGCGGACGCGACAGCAGUGCAGCAGCAUCAGCCGCGACGUUAUUAUGCCCGAGUUAAAGGUGUUCUAUUGUCUGUUCCUGUUGACGCUAUUGGACGCGACGUCGCAAAUCCGGCCGUCGCUGCACGGCCACAACAAUGCCUUUGUUCAGGAUGACAACGACGUUCAAUAUCUUUUGGAUAAUAUGCCAAUAUCUAUGCAUAAGGAUUUUGCUAAUACAGUACAUGGGGCUGGGGAUGCUGCAUCGGACGAAGACAAAAUGGAAGAUUCAUUCUCUCACAUUUCUUUUGAGCCAAGUAUCUUGGACUUCAAAGAAAGACAACUUGGUAUUCCUCACCAAGAAACUGUGAUCAUGUUUAACAAAGAUCACAAUAAAACUAUACAUCUUUCAUCGAUAUCGGGAAAUACUCGUCAUUUCCAUUCAUCGUUUUUUCAAAACAAAGUAAUUCCACCUCUGGGGAAUACAACAUUUAACGUAGUGUUCCUCGGUCGAGACGAAGGUGACAUUGAUACACACCUUUUUAUACAUACGUCAGAUGGGACACUAAAGUAUCAGGUCAAAGGAAUAAGUGUCAGUAGUCCUUAUAGACUCAGACCUGUAGUUGAUGUCAAGUUACCAUUAAAUGCAUCUUUUACACCUCUUAUAUAUAUGCACAAUCCACAUCCAGAAGCUUUACAAGUGAUGGAAGUAUAUAGUAGUGGCGGGGAAUUUCAAUUAGAAUUACCAUCGGGCGAGCCGGAAGGCACGCGUGAAUUAUGGGAAAUUUUGCCGUAUCAAACGAAGCCUAUCAUCAGACUAACUUUUAAUGCUUACGCAGAAAAGAAUCAUACAGCAUAUGUUAGAUUUAAAGUGAAUAAUACUGCUGAGAUCCUUGUGGUGGCAGUUGAAGUAGAGGUCAAAAGUGGAGCUGGUCUUCAUUGGGGUGGAAGUUCUGGAAUAAUUAAUUUAGGUAUGGGUGGUUCGUUGCAGCCGCCUAUUCACCACCCUAUUGCUUUAAAAAAUUCCGCGAAGAAAGCAAUUAAAGUUGUGAAUAUUAUAAAUACACCUGUAUCGAAAGCAUUAAAACUGCAUUUUGAGCCAGCAAUAAUUCCAGGAGAGACAGAUAUACCGAUCGCCAUUGGAAUGCUGGUUUACGAUUGGAAGACCGGUUUGGACUUGCAACACUUUAAAGGCAAAUUAAUAAUAAAAGCAAUAGGCCCAGGUGGUUCUAGUCAGAAAUUAGCAAUUCCCUGGGUAGCCCAAGUGCUGCAGGGUGGAUUAGAAGUAAACACAUCGAUUACACAUUAUUCUCCGCAAUCUAAUCAGGCCCGGAACUUUAGCGUGGUGAAUAAAUUUAAAUUACCAUUAGCUAUUACGAAUGUCACGAUGUGUUCGAACGCGAAAUCGCUUUUUACGAUAAAAGAUUUUACUCCUAGAGUAAUAAAACCUGAACAGAAGGUCAAUAUAUUUUCUUUACAACUUGCCAAAGAACGGAAGGGUGAUAAUGUGAAAAUGGAGUCGUCGAUAUUGAUACACUCGAACGUGUCGGUGACCGAGGUGCCGGUGUUGAGUUACGACGGCAAGCUAAAGAAAGUUAUGCUGGGCGAGAAGGAGGACGACGAGAUGGGAACAAUGAAUUUCGGUACAGUGGGAAGCAGUACCGAGAACGAGGUGAUUUUUGCACUAGAGAAUCCGAACCCCGUCAACGUGGAGUUACACAGCUGGGGCGUGAAUAUGCCUGGCGCGGUCUUGGAAUUGAUGGGUUGCCAAAACGGUCCCGCGGAUUUGUUGGAUAAGGAAUUUCGUAAUAUAACUGUAUGCAGCCAUUCUGGAAAUCAAUACAUAAAACCGGAGUUUCUGGCAAUCUUUAAGAUUAAAAUAAAGAUUCCGAUGGUUGAGGACACAAUUGUUGGCGAUGUUUUCGUGCGAACGACCUACGAGCGAUUUACCUUGCCGGUGUAUAUGCGAGUUGCGCACGGCAAGAUUUCCUUGAAGAAGCUCAUUUUUACUGAUUGCUUCCCUGGAUCGAUCUGUGUGCAACAAGUGAAGGUGCACUCUACGUUCUCGAGACCGAUGGAGGUGACUCAUAUCGCGCCUAUAAACAAGGACGAGAGGAUAAAGUACAUUCCGUUGGAGGAAGCCACGAUGCCUGUCAUAUCCAAGGGCGAGAAUAACGUCGGCUCGAUACAAAUCGAUCCCUCGGUGACUUGCAAGCAGCAGUGUUAUCUAGGUUUAUCGCUGGACACCAACGCGGGUAAUCAAUGGCUGAACACGAUGAGCCUCCCCUCGCACACUCGCGACUCCGACCUGAACUUUCUCAACACGCGACACGUGCGCUUUAUCAACUCCACCGCGGACGGCUCGUGGGAGAACGUCACGAUGCGCUUGGACACGACCGAGGUGCGCGGGCACAGAUUUUACGUGAACAUCAAGUCGUACUGGCCGAGCCUGUUGGCCGCCUCGAGUAGCAUAAAGAACAAGAGCGUCCUGAUGUUCCCGCUGACGCAGGUCGGAAACACGUCGUACAGAGCGAUCAAGCUACACAAUCCGAGCGCGAGUCCGCUGAUAGUUCAGCUGGUGAUGGACUGGAGCUAUCCUCAGGGAGCGCGUCUCUAUCACUCCUUGCCAAUGAAAUUCAAGCCCGUAUGCGCGGAAUGUUUGUCCACGAUCCCGGAGUUCAAGCUGGAGGAGAAUGCGGAUGAGCGAGAGCUGUUUGAGAAACAAUGGGGCGUGACGAUAGCGCCUCAGUCGCUUCCUUUAUAUUUAAACCCUUCGGAAACAAGGACGAUUCGCGUGGCGUACACACCAUUUUCCACUUCGGCGUCGUCUGGUUUUUUAUAUAUUAGAAAUAAUAUGACUAUUUUAGAAGUCCUACGUAUGAGCGGCCGAGGCGCGAGCGCACAAUUUAGAUUCGGCCAUCGCAAGCCGGGAUCGACUACGCCUCUGUUGUUCGAACUGACGGACAAGCAUCUAAAAGAUUGUGAACGAGAUCGCAGCAAACUUGUCACGACUCUCACCGUAAAACGAUCCUUCACGGCUAGAAAUACGGGGGAGCUGCCGAUCGAGGUUUACGGCUUCUACAUCAACGACUGGCACUGCGAGGGCUACGGCUUCAAGGUACUCGAUUGCACGCCCUUCAAAUUGAACCCGAACGCGACCAAGAGGGUCGAGAUAGCGUUCACCCCGGACUUCACGCUGUCGCGCGUGGAACGGAAGCUGCUGGUGAUGACGAGCAUGGGGCCGGACGCCGGCGAGAACGUGGAGAACGGCGUGGUGAUGCUUAACCUGCUGGCCACGCUGCCGGUGCACUCGUUGAAUUUGUGCGCGUCGGUGCUCGCCCGGCCGCCGUGGGAAGGCGCGAUGCAGAAGGCCGCUCUGAUCCUCUCGUCGGUGCUGAUGCUGUGCGUCGCCGUGAUCUCGUUCCUCGAGGCGGACCGAAUACUGCGGGAAGGCCUGGCCAAUUACUCGAGGGAAAACGCGGUGCAGCUGGCGCUGGAUCUGAGGCUGCUGUCGCAUAUCUCGACGCACAACAGCACCACGACGCAAGGAGGUAGCAGCGGCGGCGGCAGCGGUUGUGUCGCUAACGCUAAGAACGAGAAGACCGCGACGAGCGACGAGAGGAGCAAGCCGAGGAAGGACGAAACGUUCCCGGACUGGUCGUUAAUGAACGUGAAAAAGUGCAAGGACAAGGACGUGCAGAAGGGACUGAAGAUCCCGGACUGGUCCGCCGAGGAGGAACGUAAGUUCAGGUUGGACACCGAGUCCAAGGAUCUGCUGUCCUUCAAGCGAUGCGAGGAAUCGUCUAACGUGGAUAACGUUAACCCCGCGAAUGCGGCGAACACGUAUACGUCGAAGAAAAAGAACAGUAAGAAACAGGGCAACGUUCAAGAGGCUCAGCCAGACAAUUGCGUGACAAACGACGUGAUCGCGGACACUCAGUCGAUUCAGGAGAAGAAGUGUACUGUCAAUGCGGUAACGAAGUCGAGUCCGACGUCGAACAGAAAAGGAAGAACGCAGCCGAGCGUUAAAGACGAGCCAAAGUUGAAUGAUCACGAGAUACAAGCGGACGCGGCGAUAAUCAAUAACAAUCGGGCUAACAAGUCCGACAACAAGCGCAAUAAACAGACAAGUAGCAACGGAAGCAGCGGUAGCAACCAGAGUAAUCACGUUUCAUUGAAAAAGCUCGAGUCGGCGAGCGCACAAAAGGCCAUUCAUCUCUCGGAAGAAGAAACCUCGUCUACGACGACGGAGAGUUCAACUCACGAUGAAACGGCAUCGUGUAAAGGUUUUGAUCAACCGUGCGGGAAGCAAGAGAAGCUGCAAAGAAAGCCGAUAUCUAAGAAAAGCAAACCUCAGUCUAUUCCUCCUGUGCCAUGCAUAGAUUAUAAGGACAACUACGAAGGCGACUGUGAUGACGAUGAGUACGAUAAGGAGAAGCAGAAUAAUCCAAAUAGAUGGAAAACGAACACUACUAGGUCCAGCACAAAGCAUAUUCAUACCUCGCGUACCGUCGAGUCAUCCUUCAAGUUAUCACGUCAAAAUAAGAAUCCACCGCGGAAAGAGAAGACGGUGCAGAAACGUCGUGCAGCUGACAAACUGCAUAUUAAAUCCCCUCCCAUAAAUGGAAACAUAAGUCAAAAAGAGGAUGUAACGCGCAUCGUAGGAACGAUACCCACCCCCUUGCCACCGCCGCCCUCCUGUUGGGGCGAGAACAGGGCCAAGUUCAGCGACGUAGUGGCGCGAAGUCAAGAAAUCGUCCCGUUCUCCGCUUUAAAUCACGUGAAUCACAAGGGUCAAACGAGUACGUCAAAUCUGUCCACGGGAUUCAAUGCCGAUGUCAAAGCCGACGUUCAAUACGCGAAGCCACAACCGACGCAGGAGUCGUCGCAGACACCAAAGGAAAAACACAAUUUGACAAUGGCAAUUCCAGCUCCUCUCAAUAAUACAACUGUGAACAAAAACAAAUCACUCGAGUCUGAGCCUUUGAUUUUGCAGCCCGAACAAUCGCAACAUUCGAACAGCUAUUUCAUCAAUACUUUCACAGAACAUCCACAGUUUGAACGCGAGCUGGUGCCGUACGACGAUCUUCCAGAAACCGACGAGCCUUUAGUAGAAUUGGAGACCCCCGAAGAAGACACGCGGUGCCAAUUGUGGGAAGACACUAGUCCAAUGAUAAAUUUACUGUCCGAGGGUACGAACGGAUUUCAGUUGGAGUCGCCGAAAACCCCGGAGAAACCCGUUUUGUCUGAUUUAAAAGAUAAUUGGACAGUCGAUACGAACUGGGAACCAUUGCACAUUAGGGCAGCGGUCGGAGAGGAACGUAGCGGCGUGUGGGGAAUUAAUACAGGAGGUGUAUGGGCUGCGGCACCCUGGGGUGCGGCUGCGCCUCCCAUGAUAUCGCAAACAUUGCAGUCUGAGUCGGACACGCAAGAGAGAUCGGGAUUUGAUCCGUUCCGUUCGCUCAGCACAAUAUGGACACCAUCGUCGACGGAAUCAUGGCGAACGAAGCGCGAGGAUUAAUGACUUGAAAUUUUGAAAAGAGGUUUUAUCUUGUGAUAUAUCUUAUAUAUUUGUUUCACGAUUUGGGGGGGGAGGGGUGAAAGAUAAGAACGACGAUCUUUAAGGCGAUCCUAAACUUGUCUGUUUUCUCCAAAACGUCGCUGUUUUAUCGCGUUUGUGCGUAUGAAUGCGUGCGGUAUUGGUAUGGCAGUGUGUAGUGAUGUGUUCAUGUCUACUACCACAUCGAUUUCACACGUACACGCAUCUUAACAAAUUUUCAAGCACUUAAAUAUUUUAUGUAAGACAUCUAAGCCUAAUUUUAAGAGCUCAAUAUUGUUGGGACAUGUAGUUCGCAGCUCAGGCUGCUCCCAUUUUGUAUUAACAGACUGCCAAAUUUUUGUAUGAAACAAAUAUUGGCACACAUUGACAGCUUUAGAUCCUAUAUUGGAUUAAAAAUACGGAGAUUUAAAUUUCUUAAUUUUUUUCGUUCUCAGCACCUCUAUCAGCCUGAAUUAUAUUGAUACGUUUACUUUAAUCGCAAAAAAGGAUUGUUAAAUCCGUAAAUUGCAAUUAUGUUAACGGUGCGCUGGAAAAUAAUCACGUUCUAUAAAAACAGACGACUUUAGGAUCGCUUUAAAUGGCAAUGAGGUAAUUGCCGAGGGCCGCGAUUUAACAGAUUUUUGAAUCCAUAGAAAUUGUUAUGUUUUGUUGCUACUGCGCUGAGCGUACUUUGUGAUAUAAUUGUUACUAUUAUGUUACAACAUAAGUAACAACAGGUGAAUAGUCUCUUAAACGAAUUAUUUUCAUACAGUCUCUUAAAAACCAAAAUCUAGAUGUUAAUUCUUAUUCUAUUUCGUUAUUUAAAGCAACUAAGGUGAGAACUACUUUAAAUUAUUUGCAAAUAAGACUUCGUGCAGGAUAAUCUAAUAUCUUUCGUGUUGUUUUAAUUUGUUAACGAAAAACCGAACACAUGAUCGAUCAAUUAUAAUACAAGUGAAAUGGAAAUAGGACGUAUGGAAUUACAAAGAUCGAUAUAAAAAAAAAGAAAUGGAAAAAAAACGGAAAUACAGUUUCAUAUUGUAAUCGCAGCACACAUUAAUUUAAAGGAAACAACUAUAUCGUUAAACAUUGCUUAUAUAAAAAUUUAUAAUUUGCUCCUUUGACAACACACAAUACACCCUCUCUCUCUCUUCUCUUACGAUAUCGCCCGUGUAUGUAAUAACGCAAGGAAAAGAAAAAAGAAAGAAAAAAAGAGAACCAUCAUAAUAUUCGAGAGUUCCCGAUUUUUGAUAUUAACCAUGAGUGAUAAUUAAGUUAUUUGAGAUGAGUGAGAACUGUGAUUUUUUAUAGUCUUGACUUGUAGAGGUAUCUUCAAGUAAAUUUUCAAGAGACGAGUUUACAAGGAUUGCGCCGUAUACACAAAAUACGAAGUGAAAAAAAAAAAGAAAUGUGUACCUAUUCUUCAAGACUGGUAAUCGUUGUGUUUUAAUAAAGAAGUCACAAAAAAAA
Messenger RNA from Wasmannia auropunctata (little fire ant), 7083 nucleotides. It is a transcript of the gene Tmem131, whose product is annotated as transmembrane protein 131. Gene Ontology annotation, cellular component: membrane. Lineage: Eukaryota; Metazoa; Arthropoda; Insecta; Hymenoptera; Formicidae. Bases 142 to 5595 code for a protein of 1817 amino acids. The transcript is spliced from 23 exons. The record is from RefSeq and is a predicted model, not a curated record.